Molecule: messenger RNA, 3279 nt
Organism: Nerophis ophidion (straightnose pipefish)
Lineage: Eukaryota; Metazoa; Chordata; Actinopteri; Syngnathiformes; Syngnathidae
Product: gastrula zinc finger protein XlCGF57.1-like
Exons: 2
Coding region: 193-1488 (431 amino acids)
Biological process (GO): regulation of transcription by RNA polymerase II
Cellular component (GO): nucleus
Molecular function (GO): DNA-binding transcription factor activity, RNA polymerase II-specific; RNA polymerase II transcription regulatory region sequence-specific DNA binding
Source: RefSeq, a predicted model, not a curated record
ACCUUAUAAGGACCGAGAGCAAGAUGGCGGACCGAAAGCCUGUGUCUUCAUAGGCCUGAACGGGAAAUGGAAUUACAGGAAGUAUAUCCAUAAAUACCUCAAAGAUUCAUCUUUUCUAAAGCACACGAACCGUAAGUCGAGUUUGGAGCGAUGGAGUGUGACCUGAAGUGAAGAUUGAAGAGGUGCUAGAAGAUGGACGACUACUGCUAUGCUAAGAUGGCGACGUCAUGUCAAAGAGAAAGUGAAAGACAAUCAACAACUUCCAGCAAAUCACCAACUGAGAUAAAGACGAAAAGUGCAAGUAAAGAUGUGGAACAGCUGAUUGGUCAUCCAGAAGAACUUACCCCUCAGCCGCAAGGGGAAUGUUCCACUUUGAAGGAGGAGGAUCCACAUUCCCCUCACAUUAAAGAGGAAGAGGAGGAGCUUUGCAUCACUCUCGGAGCGGAGGAAGCUGAUCUCGCCAGGUUGCCACUGACGGUUGUCUCUGUCAAGACUGAAGAUGAUGAAGAGAAACCACCUGAGACCUUUCCUUGGUCGUUCCCUGCCAACGUCCAGCAGCUGAUUGGUCAUCCAGAAGAACUUCCUCCUCGUCAGCAGGGUGGGGACUUCACUUGGAAGCAGGAGGCUUCACAGCCACCCGACCUAAAACAGGAAGAGGAGGGAGGGUGCCUUCUGGAGCCAGAGGAAGCUGAUCUCACCAAGUUACAACUGAUUGUUGUCUCUGUGAAGACUGAAGAUGAUGAGGAGAAACCUCAACCAGACAACCUCCUAGCUCCACUUUCAGAUAGUGAGGUUGAAGACGGGGUUGAAAAACCUUUGAGCAGCGAUACAGACUGUGAAGGUGAUAUGAGGACUCAAACUGACGACACAAACUCUAAAAACCAUUUGAGCUGCUCAGAGUGUGCGAAAAGCUUUAUGAAAAAGAGUAAUUUGAUCCAACACAUGAGAAUACACACAGGAGAAAAAACAUUUAAUUGUUCAGUUUGUGGUAAUAGCUUCACUCAAAAAGGAAAUUUGAGUCAACACAUGAAAACGCACACAGGAGAAAAAACAUUUAAUUGCUCAGUUUGUGGUAAAAGCUUUUCUUUAAAGUGCAAUUUGACUCAACAUGUGAGAAUGCACACCGGAGAAAAACCAUUCAAUUGUUCAGUUUGCGGUAAAAACUUUUCUAUGAAGGGCAGUUUGACCGCACACACGAGAACACACAGUGGUGAAAAGCCAUUUGGUUGUUCCGCUUGUAGCAAAAGCUUUUUUCGAAAGGGCAGUUUGACUCAACAUAUGAAAAAGCACACUGGAGAAAAGCUAAUUUAUUGUUCAAUAUGCGGUAAAUGCUUCAUCACCAACAGCCAUUUGACUGAACACAUGAGAAAGCACACCGGAGAGAAACCAUUCAGCUGCUCAGUUUGCAGUAAAAGCUAUACUCAGAGAAGCAAUUUGUCUGAACAUAUGAGAACACACCGGAGAAACAUCUGUGAGUUGUUCAGUUAGCGGUAAAACGUUUCUUCAAAAUGGAGACACUGUGAGACUUAAAAGAACACACGGGAGAAAAAACAAUCAGCCCUUAAUUUUGUGUCCAAAAUAAACUCAAAGGAACAUUUUUUUUGAGAGAAUAAAAUGAUUAGUAGCUCAGGUUUUGACUACACUGUCUUCACAAAGUUUGACAGAAUAGAAUAGAAUAGAAUAGAAUAGAAUAGAAAGUACUUUAUUGAUCCCUGGGGGAGUACCACAGUUCGCUCACAAUGGACAAUAAUAAUAAGAAAUAAUAUAAUUUAUGUCAUAUAUUAUAUAUAUAUAAUAUGUAAUAUAUGAAUAAUAUAAAUAUAUUCUACAUAUAUUCUACAUUUAAAGGCUUACUGAAACUAGAUGUUCUUAUUUAAACGGGGAUAGCAGGUCCAUUCUAUGUGUCAUACUUGAUCGUUUCGGGAUAUUGCCAUGUUUUUGCUGAAAGGAUUUAGUAGAGAACAUCGACGAUAAAGUUUGCAACUUUUGGUCGCUAAUAAAAAAGCCUUGCCUGUACCGGAAGUAGCAGACGAUGUGGGCGUGACAUCACGGGUUGUGGAGCUCCUCACAUCUGAACAUUGUUUACAAUCAUGGCCACCAGCAGCGAGAGCGAUUAGGACCGAGAAAGCAACGAUUUCCCCAUUAAUUUGAGCGAGGAUGAAGGAUUUGUGGAUGAGGAAAGUGAGAGUGAAGGACUAGAAGGAAAAAAAAAAGACGAGGGCAGUGGGAGCGAUUCGGAUGUUAUUAGACACAUUUACUAGGAUAAUUCUGGAAAAUCCCUUAUCUGCUUAUUGUGUUAGUAGUGUUUUAGUGAGAUUAUAUGGUCGUACCUGAAAGUCGGAGGGGCGUGGCCACGGGUGUGGUGACCACCAAUGUCUCUGAGGGAAGCAACGUUUCUCGACGAGGCAAGGCAGCCGGACUGAGAUUUUUUUUUUUCCCCCUCCUCCAUGGUGUAAGCAUCUGGCGGCCGGUGGAAGGAGGCAGCUGCAGAAGGGACGACGCAAGCUCUCCGCUCAUGUCUAUGGUAAGAGCUGACUUAAUACCACAGUUUUCUCACCGAAACCUGCCGGUUGACACGUGUUAGGGAACCAUGUUCGCUUGGCCGCUCUGUUCCAUAGUAAAGCUUCACCGUCAUCUUUCGGGAAUGGAAACAAGGAAACACCGGCUGUGUUUGUGUUGCCAAAGGCGGCCGCAAUACACCGCUUCCCACUUACAGCUUUCUUCUUUGACGUCUCCAUUAUUAAUUGAACAAAUUGCAAAAGAUUCAGCAACAGAGAUUUCCAGGAUACUGUAUAAUUAUGCGAUUAAAGCAGACUACUUAUGGCUGUGAUCGGUGCUGGAUCAAAAUGUCCGCUACAAUCCGUGACAUCACGCGCACGCGUCAUCAGACCGUGACGUUUUCGAAGGAGUGAUUAAUGAAACACUGAAGUGUUGUGAGCGUAUAUUUAAGGUUUAGCGGCAAAAAUACAAGGCAGCUCAUCAAACACAGCAGCAACCUUUCUCUGGUUUUUUAUUGCUUUAUCAUUAAUUUAAAUUGUUUUAUGUACUUUAUUGGGAACUUUGAAAUAACAUGAACCAAAAUCCCUCAUUUAGAGUUAGAAUGAUACUAAGAUACACCACAAAAUGGAUGGUGGAGUUCUCCUCACUUUCCCUUAUAAUAGUCUCAGGCCCUUAUUUUGGUGGCUGCAUGCAUUUGAAUGGCAUAAAAAAUAUUGUUUAACUUGAAAAAAAACUCUGUUUCCGUGGAAUAACAUGCAAUAAAAAAGUGUGUUUUACAAA